GCCCCCACCUCUGACACUGCAGCUGCUGUCAAGCCCCUGAAGGAGCGAAGUGCUGGGACCAGGAUGGCCCUGGAUUUUCUGUAUCCUGCAGGAAUGAAGGAGAAAAAUGAGGAAGGUGGAGCUGGAGUAGCUGCAAACGGUUUUCAAUCAGGCCCCGAGCGCUACGAUGGCCCCGAGGCCACUCUGUGCUGCGGGACCUGCAGCUUGCGCUACUGCUGCUCGGCCAGGGAUGCCCGCCUGGACCAGGGCCGGUGCCCUGGGGACCAGCCGCCCAGCCCGAGGCCUCCAGUGCCAGUGCCCAUGUACCUGCCGUUCCUUCUUGUUGGAUCCGUAUUUGUGGCGUUUGUUGUUGGCGGUGCCUGUGUUGGAAUUUGCUGCUGCAAAUGCUUAAAAUCCCAAGAUGAGGAGCAGCCAAGGGGACUUGCACCUGGCCAGACUUGGCUACUAGAACCCCCUCUUCCGUCUCGCCUCUCCAGGUCCAGUUCUGCCACCAGAAGCUCACUGAGUAGUGGGCCUCAGACCAGCAACAUGUGCAUGACUCUAGCUCCAUCCCUUCCUGCUAUUGGGUUGGCUGAAGAUGUGCGGUUCUUAAGUCCUCCACCUACCAGUGGACAACUCUUGCACCCUUCACGUGCCAACCCCAGGAUACCAACUGAGCACACUGCAGUAAUGGCUCCAGCAGCAUUCCUUAAAAGAAUGAUUUAUGGACACAGUGCUAAAGCACCCCCUCUUGGGGUAACACAGGGGGGCCAAAUGAUGUAUGCAGGAGUUCAUGUCUGA
This is a messenger RNA of Tauraco erythrolophus (red-crested turaco), 780 nucleotides long. RefSeq names its product protein shisa-1. The record is from RefSeq and is a predicted model, not a curated record. Lineage: Eukaryota; Metazoa; Chordata; Aves; Musophagiformes; Musophagidae.